Messenger RNA from Penicillium soppii, 1839 nucleotides. RefSeq names its product ER oxidoreductin. The record is from RefSeq and is a predicted model, not a curated record. Gene Ontology annotation, cellular component: endoplasmic reticulum; endoplasmic reticulum membrane. Gene Ontology annotation, biological process: protein folding in endoplasmic reticulum. NCBI's taxonomy places the organism in Eukaryota, Fungi, Ascomycota, Eurotiomycetes, Eurotiales, Aspergillaceae. Bases 1 to 1839 code for a protein of 612 amino acids. The transcript has 3 exons. Gene Ontology annotation, molecular function: thiol oxidase activity; protein-disulfide reductase activity; FAD binding.
AUGAGGUCCACAGCAAGCCUUUGCUAUGCGGCGCUUUUUGCCUUGGCAGGCUUAUCCAGCGCCAGUGAAGAGGAUAUCCCACUAGAUCCGACCAAGUGCGCGCUGGAACCCUCAGCCAUGGUAUCGGAUGCCUGUGUCUCGUACGGUGAAAUCAACGGAAUCAACGACCUCAUUUUCUCGACCCUCAACUCUAUCACGCAAGAAACGGACUUUUUCUCAUACUACCGCCUAAACCUAUUCAACACAGAAUGUCCAUUCUGGUCCGAUGCGAACAGCAUGUGUGGCAACAUCGCUUGCUCCGUAAAUACCAUUGAGUCCGAAGAGGACAUCCCGCUCACCUGGCGGGCAGAGGAACUGAGUAAGCUAGAAGGCCCAAAGGCGAAUCAUCCACCCCGCAAGAUCCAAGCCGAGCGUCCAAAAGAACGCCCACUCCAAGGAGAGCUGGGUGACGAUGUUGGAGAAAGUUGUGUGGUCGAAUACGACGAUGAAUGUGAUGACCGAGACUACUGUAUCCCGGAGGACGAGGGCUCCGCCGGGAAGGGAGACUAUGUGAGCCUGGUUGACAACCCAGAGCGUUUCACCGGAUAUAUGGGAGAAGGCGCGCACCAGGUCUGGAACGCCAUCUACAGCGAGAAUUGUUUCAUGAAGCCCAUGGCCAAUGAGCUUGAGGAACAGACGCUGAACGUUCCACUGGGUGGCCUCCAGGCAGCAUCGGACUUCCGAAACGUGAUCCACAAGGAGUCCCAGCGCCUGGAAGGCCUUCCGCUGGAUAACGAGUGUCUGGAGAAGCGGGUGUUCCACCGGCUCAUCAGUGGCAUGCAUGCUUCGAUCUCCACCCACUUGUGCUGGGAUUACCUGAACCAAACCACAGGCCAAUGGCACCCUAACGUGCAGUGCUUCAAGGAACGACUCCUUGAUCACCCAGAGCGCAUCUCGAAUAUGUACUUCAACUACGCGCUGGUCUCGCGCGCUGUAACAAAGCUUCGCAAGCACCUGGACAACUACACGUUCUGUGCCAGCGACCCCGAACAAGACCGCGAGACCAAGAAGCGCGUGAACAAGCUCACAUCGACUCUUACGACUCUCCCCAAGAUUUUUGACGAGAAGAUUAUGUUCCAGGAUCCCAGCGCUCUGGGAUUGAAAGAGGACUUCCGCAACCGCUUCCGCAACGUCAGCCGCCUGAUGGACUGCGUGGGCUGCGACAAGUGCCGACUAUGGGGCAAGCUGCAGGUGAACGGAUACGGAACUGCCUUGAAAGUGCUCUUCGACUACGACGAGACCAAAAACGGCGAGAACCCUCCCCUUCGCCGUACCGAGCUGGUCGCCCUGAUCAACACCCUCGGUCGCAUCUCGCACAGUCUCGCCGCUUCACGAAGCAUGCAACGUGCCCUCCUGACCGGCACAACCCAUAUGUUCCCCGUACAUGGCGCAGUGCCUUCGUCGCACCAUGCCAAUGCCCUCGCCGGUCAGGGCAGCAGACGAGUAUUCAAGGAUGGAAACAACAAUUUCUACUUCGAGGGCGAUAACGAGGAGGAUUUCAUUUAUGGCCGAGAAGCGCCCGAGCGAUACCCCUGGGAGCGCAAGCCGCGCAGCCCGGACGACGGGGUCUGGGAGGAUAUCAAGCACGAGUGGGACAUGGUCUGGGGUACAGUCGGAUAUAUCUGGCAGACCUGGAUGGAUAUUCCUCGGACACUACUUCGAAUUGGUACCUGGGAGUCGGUCCGACUGUACAAUUAUUGGCUCGGUUUGCCGGUCCCUCCUCGCGCUUGGAAGCUGAAGGCUCCCCAGCCGCGCCCCCAUACUCAGCCUCAACGGAAUCCUCAUCGGACUGAGUUAUAA